Molecule: messenger RNA, 1423 nt
Organism: Symphalangus syndactylus (siamang)
Lineage: Eukaryota; Metazoa; Chordata; Mammalia; Primates; Hylobatidae
Gene: THAP3
Product: THAP domain containing 3
Source: RefSeq, a predicted model, not a curated record
CGUCAGAGGAGUCCAGACCUAUUCACAAUUCAAAGCCCUAAAAACACUGAGGGGUUGGCCGUUGGUUUCCAGUUGUAGAAGCCUGUGAAUGGCUAUGCGUCCUGGUUUGGUGCUCAAAGCAAGGUGGUGAAAGGCGACCGGCAUUGGCGAAUGGGGUCCCUCCCCUCUCCGCAGGCCCCGCCGCCGCCAUCUUUGUUGGGGGCAGCCGGGCCUGGCUCGAGAUGCCGAAGUCGUGCGCGGCCCGGCAGUGCUGCAACCGCUACAGCAGCCGCAGGAAGCAGCUCACCUUCCACCGGUUUCCGUUCAGCCGCCCGGAGCUGCUGAAGGAAUGGGUGCUGAACAUCGGCCGGGGCAACUUCAAGCCCAAGCAGCACACGGUCAUCUGCUCAGAGCACUUCCGGCCAGAGUGCUUCAGCGCCUUUGGAAACCGCAAGAACCUGAAGCACAAUGCCGUGCCCACGGUGUUCGCCUUUCAGGACCCCACACAGCAGGUGAGGGAGAACACAGACCCUGCCAGUGAGAGAGGAAAUGCCAGCUCUUCUCAGAAAGAAAAGGUCCUCUCUGAGGGGGGGGCCAGAGAGGACAGUCCUGGGAGAAACAUGGACACUGCACUUGAAGAGCUUCAGUUGCCCCCAAAUGCCGAAGGCCCAGUAAAACAGGUCUCACCACGGAGGCCGCAAGCAACAGAGGCUGUUGGCCGGCCGACUGGCCUUGCAGGCCUGAGAAGGCCCCCCAACAAGCAGCCAUCUGAUCACAGCUAUGCCCUUUUGGACUUAGAUUCCCUGAAGAAAAAACUCUUCCUCACUCUGAAGGAAAAUGAAAAGCUCCGGAAGCGCUUGCAGGCCCAGAGGCUGGUGAUGCAAAGGAUGUGCAGCCGCCUCCGUGCCUGCAAAGGGCACCGGGGACUCCAGGCCAGACUUGGGCCAGAGCAGCAGAGCUGAGCCCCACAGGCUCCGGACGCAGAGGUGGCAGUGGCAUCAGGGCCGGCAGGGCUUUGGAGUUCUGGCUGUGGACAUUUUUGUCUGCUGUGGACACUGAGAAAGUUGGCCAUGAGGCCUGCUUGGCCGGGGAUCGAGACAGUAGCCAAGCUCCCUGGCGAGAGCCCCGACACCGUCUGGCGGAUGUUUAGAGGCGUGGCACUAGGGUGCACAUCUGUGAGCAUGACAAGCUUAUCCUCCCAUGGUAACAGAAGUCCAGGCUGAGGCUGAUUCUGGACGCUGUCCUUUCAGCACAUGCAGGGCGAAGAUCACUGGAAGCCGGUGUGGGAGAUGCUCCUCAGGGAGGAAGCUGUGUGAGGGAGCCGGCUCUGUGGCGGGUGAGUGGUCCCCUCCUCCAUCAGCCUGGACGGUCGCUUGGGGUUCUAAGGAGUGACUCCUGUCCCGGCCUGUUGUGAGUGGGCAGUGUAAUAAAGUGUCUUUCUAUA